Monomorium pharaonis (pharaoh ant) is the source of this 4247-nucleotide messenger RNA. It is a transcript of the gene mor, whose product is annotated as SWI/SNF complex subunit SMARCC2. Gene Ontology annotation, cellular component: SWI/SNF complex. The record is from RefSeq and is a predicted model, not a curated record. The coding region runs from base 359 to 3445 and encodes 1028 amino acids. NCBI's taxonomy places the organism in Eukaryota, Metazoa, Arthropoda, Insecta, Hymenoptera, Formicidae. The transcript is spliced from 11 exons. Gene Ontology annotation, biological process: positive regulation of DNA-templated transcription. Gene Ontology annotation, molecular function: histone binding; DNA binding.
ACGAUGUUCACGUCUAUUCAUCUGAUUACCCGCAUGGCGGCCAUGUUUUAGGGUGCGUUUAUCAAUUACCGUGUCUCGCGAGUCGAGUUCAAUAUUUUCCGAUAAUUUAUUCAAAUUUGCAUUUGUGUAAAGCGGGUGUCGCGACGCUGUAGAAAUUAUCGCGCGCCUCUAAACAGAAUUUCGCUGUACACAAUUAAUAUCGUGCGCGCGCGCGCCACCAUUGUACAGUCGAUAAUACGCCGCGAUGGACGUGCGCCUAGUGUAUCCGCAGCCAACUUCAGAGGCGUGUCAUGUUUGCGCUCGGCGCGUUGCUUCGUGAUCGGGAUUGUCACGUUUUGUUGUCGAGAAUCUAUGAAAAAUGUUGUCGCUAGGCCCGAAAAAGGACGGCGGACCCAACGCCAAGUUCUUCGAGGCGCCGGAGGUUCUCACCCAGCUUGACGGCGUUAAGCAGUGGCUGCUCAAGAACUGCAAGAAGUAUGUACAAACGGAUCCACCUACUAACAAGAGCUUAGCCACAUUGCUGGUACAGCUUCUACAGUUCCAGGAGGACAAUCUUGGGAAAAAUGUGUCAAAGCCACCUAUGACUAGGCUUCCAAUGAAAUGCUUCCUGGAUUUUAAACCUGGUGGCGGUGUAUGUCAGAUAUUAGCUACUGCUUAUCGUUUUAAGCAGGAGCAAGGAUGGCGACGCUUUGAUUUUCCUGGUGGAAAAUCGGGAUCUCGUAUGGAUCGUACGAUGGACAUGCUUGUGGCGGCGGAACGUGCUUUAAUACAGAAUAGAUGUAUGACUGUACCAAGUAUUUUCGUGAGAGCGGACGUUGACAAGAACACAGCUACAAAAGUAAAAGAUGUAGUUAGAAAGCAUCAGGGGACUGUCGUGGAGAACGAGGCAGAUGCUACACACAUCAUCUAUCCACAAGUGGAUCCAUUGGAAGAGGAAUACGCGCGACCCUGCAUGAGACGCGAACGAUCGGUUCUAAUCCAUUGGUACUACUUUCCAGACAGUUAUGAUUCAUGGCUGGCAGUGGAUCUUCCGUGGGAAUAUCCCGAAGGGACUUACACAAACACAAAUUCAAGAUCAAUGUAUAAAGUAUCGGCUACAUGGGCGUUAGACUUGGAUCAAUAUAAUGAGUGGAUGAACGAAGAAGAUUACGAGGUAGACGAUAACGGGCAGAAAAGAGUACAUAAAUACAGGCUCUCGGUGGAAGAUUUAAUGGCGCAGCCAUCUCAUCCGCCACCCGCAAAGAAACCUAAGAGGAAACGAUCGCCCAGCCCGCCUCCGAAGCUCGGUAAACGUAAGAGUAGCAGAGCACCGUCGGGUAUUCAAAGCGCUUCUUCCGCGUCAUCGGCAACGGCACCGAAGAAAUCACGUGGUGGCGAGGAAGAAGAAGAUUUAACUCAGGGAAUGGACGAUCCUCCUGCAGAACCCCGUAUCGUCGAGGUGGUCGCUACGCCGACGAAUCCACCGAUUGCGGGUCAAGGUAAUGCAACAACGGGUAACUCCACGUUGACGUCUACCGGUAGCAAGAAACAAGACAGCGAGCUUCAACCUCUCAAAUCUGGCAACUUGACCGAUCUUGAUGAACAAAUGGAAGAUAAAGGAAGCUCCCAAGGAGGCCAAGAUAGAGAGGAGAGAGAUACUAGUAAAGAAAGGGGUGAAAGCGGCAAAGGCGACGAACCGGAAGAUAAUGUGACGGAACAAACGCAUCACAUCGUUGUUCCCAGCUACUCCGCCUGGUUUGAUUACAAUUCAAUUCACACCAUAGAGAAGCGAGCUCUAUCGGAAUUCUUUAAUGGCAAAAAUAAGUCCAAGACUCCGGAAAUUUAUCUUGCGUAUCGGAAUUUUAUGAUCGACACUUAUCGAUUAAAUCCAACGGAAUACAUUACUUCGACUGCCUGCAGGCGGAAUUUAGCCGGAGAUGUAUGCGCGAUUAUGCGCGUGCACGCAUUUUUAGAACAAUGGGGACUCAUUAACUAUCAAGUGGACGCAGAAUCUAGACCGACGCCAAUGGGACCUCCACCAACAUCGCAUUUCCACGUUUUGUCGGACACCCCGUCUGGUUUGGCACCAGUCAAUCCAAAUCCGCCGAAAACACCGCAACCAUCCGCCGCCAAGAUGUUGCUCGAUUUGGAGAAGAAACCGGCGAGUGUAACAGGCGGCCUAGGCACAGAGGAGAAAGUUUCGGCGGGCGCGAUGGCAAACUUUGGUUUGAAAAUCGACCAAUAUUCGAGGAAGCCGGCAGUGCUAAAGAACAAACAAGCAGCGGGUGCCACGCGCGAUUGGACAGAACAGGAGACGCUUUUACUAUUGGAAGGAUUGGAAUUACACAAGGACGAUUGGAAUAAAGUAUGCGAACACGUAGGUUCGAGAACGCAGGACGAGUGUAUCUUGCACUUUUUACGUUUACCUAUAGAAGAUCCGUACUUGGAAGAAGGCGGACCCGAAGGAUUGGGCCCCUUAGCUUACCAACCGGUACCAUUCUCGAAAGCUGGUAAUCCUGUUAUGAGUACAGUCGCCUUUCUUGCGUCGGUCGUGGAUCCUAGAGUAGCCGCGAGUGCGGCAAAGGCGGCUAUGGAAGAAUUUGCCGCGAUAAAAGAUCAAGUGCCAGCUGCUUUAAUGGAUCAGCAUUUAAAAAAUGUUCAAGCUAGCGCCAAUUUAGAUGGUAAAUUCGAUCCAGCGGCAGGAUUAGCACAAUCGGGUAUUGCUGGCACAGGACCACCUGAACCGCCUGACGAUACAGCGACUUCCACUGCAACUCCGUCCGUAUCGGCAGGUGCAGCUAGUUCUCCUCAUUCCACAGCGCCGACUCCUGAAGCGAAAAAAGAAGACCAAGAUAAGUCUAAAGACGCUAUGGAAGUCGAACAAUCUCAGGUAGAUGUUACGAAGAAAGAAGAUGAAUCGAAAGAAGGCGAAGAGGACGCAAAGCCAACCACUGAUCCAGAGGCUGCAGAAGCGAAAGAGAAGAAAGACAAAGUCGUAAGAGACGCUCAGCUCCAAUCUGCGGCGGCUGCAGCGUUAGCUGCCGCAGCUGUUAAAGCCAAACAUUUAGCAGCUGUAGAGGAACGUAAGAUCAAAUCAUUGGUUGCGUUAUUAGUUGAGACGCAGAUGAAGAAACUGGAGAUCAAACUGCGUCAUUUCGAGGAAUUGGAAACUACGAUGGAGCGAGAGCGUGAGGGUCUUGAGUAUCAGCGACAACAGCUUAUUACUGAGCGGCAACAAUUCCAUCUCGAGCAACUGAAGGCAGCUGAAUUCAGAGCACGUCAGCAAGCCCACCAGCGAUUGGCUCAACAACAGGAACAACAGCAACAACAGCAGCAGCAACAACAACAACCUCAACAACAUCCACCUUGGCAACCACCCGGUGCACAACAACAGCAACAGCCACCAAGUCCGCAGGCUCAGCCGCAACAACAGCCACCAUCGCACACGCCACCGCAGCAGACAUAACUCUUUCAUGGAUCUUUCGGCGGCUGUUCCGGAUUGAGGACGCGCAAGGAAGACAUCAGAUUGGAAUGAUAGUGUUGAAGAAGCUGUGUCAUGUAAGCCCGCCUAACAACACCACUUGUGCAGCAAUACAGCAAGUUUGCAAGAUCAAGAGCGAGUGAGCCGACCCGCGUCAGUUGAAAAUCGACUAGAUAAACGGCCUGCAGAAGCACAGUAUUAAAAAUCAAGUGUAACAAGUUUUGCAGUGAAAUACAUCCCACAUUCGUGCCAGCCAUUGUCGGUCUCGAAUGUGAUUUAUAGAUCGUAACGCGGGGUAAAUAUUCUUGCAUCGUAUAUCUAGCGGUAUUUUUUUGUGAAAUACAAUAGCAAUUUCACAAGUCCUAUUGUACAUUUUUUGUGAAAUAAUUAUUUGAAAUUAUUUUGCCCAGCGUUAAAUCAGCAUAAGUGGGAAAUCAAGUGAUUGAAAGAGAAUUAAGUACGAGUGUGUAAAAUGUAUAUUAUUUUUGUUUUUCAGAUUUUUCUUUACUUUCGGCUAUUAUGUAAUUUUAUUACAAUUUUUCUAAAAGUUGACAGUGCCGAAGUUAAUUUUAAUUAAAUAAAAUUAUACAUAAUGCAAGAAUCUUUGCGAUCUGCUCUACAGAUUUAGAUGUGAUCUUUUGCUAAACUGGAGUCUUUUUAAUAAGAUCGCAAAUGGAAGAAACAUUUGAAUCACACACAUAUAGACACACUCACACCAUAUAGACACAUACAUACACACAAGAAUCUUAUAAAUUUAUAUAAUAAAAGAGUGUAUGGAACAACAAAA